This is a messenger RNA of Setaria italica (foxtail millet), 953 nucleotides long. Its product is annotated as 21 kDa protein. NCBI's taxonomy places the organism in Eukaryota, Viridiplantae, Streptophyta, Magnoliopsida, Poales, Poaceae. The coding region runs from base 124 to 744 and encodes 206 amino acids. Gene Ontology annotation, biological process: negative regulation of catalytic activity. The transcript has a single exon. Gene Ontology annotation, molecular function: enzyme inhibitor activity. The record is from RefSeq and is a predicted model, not a curated record.
AAUUCCAGGUCGUCGUCUGUGGCGUUUCCAUUGCCCCGGGUUGGCCGCGCUCAAAUAAACCCACCCAAAAAAGCCACGAAUCAGGUCGCCGUCCCCUUUGGUGUCCGUCUCAGACAGGGAAAGAUGUGGCGCCACCACCACCAUGUCCUUGUCCUGCUCGCUUGCCUCUCGGUCCUGGCGGCCGCCGCUGCCGCGUCGCCGGCGAAGCCGAGGCCGUCGUCCCCCGGUUCCGUCCCCCCGGCCGUCGCGGUGGACUACGUCCGCCGGUCGUGCCGGUGGACGCGGUACCCGCUCGUGUGCGAGAGCACCUUGGUCCCCUGCGCGCCGGCCGUGGGUCGCAGCCCGCGUCGGCUGGCGCGGGCGGCGCUGGUGGUGGGCGCCGACCGCGCGCGCAACUGCUCCGCCUACAUCAAGGCCGGCGGCGGCGGCAAGGGGCCGGCGGCGAAGGACUGCGCGGAGCUGGCGCGCGACGCGGAGGAGCUGCUCCGGCAGUCGGCGGCGGAGAUGGAGCGGAUGGGGCGGGCCGGCACGCCGCGCUUCGAGUGGUCGCUCAGCAACGUGCAGACCUGGGCCAGCGCCGCGCUCACCGACGCCUCCACCUGCCUCGACUCCCUCGCCCAGGCCGCCAGCGCCAAGGAGGACAGGGACGCCGUCAAGAGGCGGGUGGUGGCCGUGGCGGAGGCCACCAGCAACGCGCUCGCGCUCGUCAACCGGCUCGACCCGGCACCGCACCGCCGGCUCUAGCAGUUGGCCAGCCAAAUCGGUCAUGUUUGAUCUCCGCCUCCAUCGCCAUACCUGUACCUUUUGGAUUGGUCUUAGUGACGAUUGAUUUUGUUGUUCUUGUUCUUGUCUGCGAGUAACUGUGUGCAAAAGUAAUUGGUUUUCAGUCCUGGUUUUCAGAAUGUUCUGCUUUUGGUUAACUAAUAAAAUAAUCUAAGAUGUGAUGAACCUAA